This is a messenger RNA of Gryllus bimaculatus (two-spotted cricket), 2588 nucleotides long. The record is from the annotation of a GenBank genome assembly. NCBI's taxonomy places the organism in Eukaryota, Metazoa, Arthropoda, Insecta, Orthoptera, Gryllidae.
AUGGUGAGGGUUAGUAGUUACAUCCCCACGAGCCGCGAGCCGCCGAUUGCGUCACCGGGAGAGGCAGCUCGCAUCGAUAUUGGUCGACGACGCAACCACAGCGACACACGACGCAACGGCCGACCCAAACCCAAACGUCCACCGGAUGAAGGCUUGGAGGCCGCGGACAAGGCACCGCUGCAGGCCCAGCACCCUGACCGAGGCCAGGCCCCGGCCCAGGCCACGCCGCGGCCGCCGAUGCAGAUCGUGUGGCGGAACGUGGUGCUGUUCGCCUACCUGCACGUGGGCGCGCUCUACGCUAUCCUGCUGUACCAGCUGUCCGCCGUGGCCAUCACCGCCGGCGCCCACCGCCUGUGGUGUCACCGCUCGUACAAGGCCAAGUGGCCUCUCCGCCUCUUCCUCAUGGUGAUCGACACGCUGGCCUUCCAGAACCACAUCUACGAGUGGGUGCGCGACCACCGCGUGCACCACAAGUACAGCGAGACGGACGCCGACCCGCACAACGCCAGCCGCGGCUUCUUCUUCUCGCACGUGGGCUGGCUGCUGGUGCGCAAGCACCCGGACAUAUUAUCUUAUCUUGAUGCCCCUAAUAUGCUUCAUUAUUCCAACAAUUAUUCCUGUGUACAUGUGGAAUGAGACAUGGACAAAUUCUUGGUUUGUUGCUACGCUCUUUCGCUAUACCUUAUCUCUCAACGUGACUUGGCUUGUGAACAGCGCUGCUCAUAUAUGGGGCAGAAAACCUUAUGACAAAUCCAUCAACCCCGCCGAGAAUCUUGGCGUGUCUAUUGGGGCCUUGGGAGAGGGCUGGCACAAUUAUCACCACGUGUUCCCUUGGGAUUACAAAGCCGCUGAGCUGGGCAACUACCGCGCCAAUUUCACGACUGCGUUCAUCGACUUCUUUGCUCUCAUUGGCUGGGCGUACGAUUUGAAGACGGUCCCGGUCUCUACGAUUCAGCGGCGAGUUGAACGCACUGGAGAUGGUAGCCAUGAUGUUUGGGGCUGGGGCGAUAAAGAUAUGCCGCAAGAACAUAUUGACGAAGCUGUGAUUAAGAACAGAAAGACACUGACUCAUUAUUAGUGCUGCAAAAUGAAUGAGAUUGAGCUAUGAUGUGGACAUACUACACUAGACUGAGAGUAUUAAAUAAUCCCGAUAUUAAGGAGAAAGGAAAUUUGCACAAUCAAAAUGUUCUCAGAAGAGAAUCUAUAAUUAUGGAUUCAUGAAAAGCUAUAAGCAUUUACAAGCCUGAUCCUAACGAACUCAAUACAUUUGGUUUGUAAACUGGGGACUUUGAUUAACAUUAUAAUGGUGACAUUCAAUGAUGAAAUGAUUGAAUGCAAAUAUGAGAGAAAGGCAAAUUUUCAAGUUCCUUACAGAUGACUGACAAGUAUCGUACUGUGAAGAUUCAUGCUGUAGUUUUUUCUUUCAAGGAAGAUCAUUGUCUAAAAGUAGUUUUGUGGUACAUUGCGUAUCGUUUCAAAAAGAAACUAAUUUACUCCAUUUACAGGCUGGUCGUUACUUUUCAGAGACGUAUAUUUUUAUUAGACUACCCAAACAAUUGAAAAUAAUGAAAAUGGUUUUCAUGACUUAUUUUUGUGCUUAUUGAUAAUUUUCAUAUAUACACUACCUGGUCUCUUCAGGUAUUGCUGCUGUUUUAGGUUAGUUGCCAAUAUUCGUUUAGCGUAAAUAGUCUCUGGCUUUUGCAGCCUUCUACUCAUCCGCAUUAUUUGUCUGUGAAACCCAGAUGCUUAGAAAGAAAUCGUUUUCUGAGGAUGACCUUGAGGAGUCAUUGAAUUUGUUCGAGAUAUGUGAUGGAUCGAUUAAUUGAAAAUGAUUGUUAAUAAAUUUAUUGGAACUAUUAAAUAGAUUAACUAAAUAAUAUUAUUUAAUGUAAUCAAAUUGUUCGAUUACAAUUAGACCUAAGCGAAAAAUUAUAUAAAUCAAUUUUAAUUUUUUUUAUUCAAUGACCUGUAUAAAUUGUUUAAUUUUCUAAAAACGUAAUUUUAAGGAUGUUAACUUAUGUUCAAUAAUAUACUUAAAACCAUUGAAGUUAUCUCUUGUACGAGAAACAAGAGACAGAAGAGAGAACACGCUACUUUGCAGUGUUGUAGGAUAUUUUUUUCGUACAGUGUUCAUAAUGCAUGACUGUCCAGCAUGUUAUAUGACCGUUUUGUUUCAAGAAAUCGUUCAUAAAAUGGCAUUUUAUGGUACAGAUUGUGACGAAUUAGCCGUUUAUGGUCCGAAUAAUUGUGUCAGCACGCAUUCACCCAAUCGCAGCAAGCUAAUCGAGGGGUGGUAAACCAUACAGUGGACUACCGUUUUCGCACAGAUGCCAAAUACUCGUGGCGUUAUAAUAAAGGUUAUAUAAGAACGGUGAACGCCCACACCGUGUGACCGAUCUCCAUGAAAGUUGGCAUAUCUAUGUGUUUAUUCAGCCUGAUGAAUUAUGUGCUGUUAAUUGUGUUGUAACUCCACUAUAUGGCGCUGCAGAACAAAUUUGCGCUUCGUUUUAAUUCUACUUCCAUUCAAACUGCCCUCCAUCUGGUCUUCAUUGUUUCUGAGUGUUGCCUUGUGAUGCAGGGUGAGACAC